AAUUCACUCUUUAUAAUUAUCAAAACGCUGAACGUUGAAUUUGAAAGUCAACCUAACAUUUUUGCUUCCACAUUUGCACGAAACUCUCCUUAUCCUACAUGCCACCGCCAUAAACCGACCACCUUCCUCCGCCGUGAGCCCAAACAAUAUGUCAAUACUACCCCUACCCUCUCUUCUCCUUCUCCUCUUCCUCCUACCCUUUCACGUAAAUUCACAAUCCACCACCCAAAAUGACCAAAACAUCCUUCUCAAUAUCAAAAGCUUCUGGUCAAAUCCACCCUCCAUCAACCACUGGGACCAAUCCUCCAACCCUUGCAGCUGGCCGGAGAUUACAUGUUCUGGCACCACCAUCACCGGAAUCACCCUCUUCAAUCAGAACAUCAACGGAACUGUCCCACCGUUUAUUUGUGACAUCAAAAGCUUAACACACCUUGAUCUAAAUUACAAUGACAUCACCGGAAAUUUUCCGACAGCCCUCUACAACUGCACCAAUCUCCAGUACCUUGACCUCUCUCAAAACUACUUUCAAGGAAAUCUACCCGGUGACAUCUCACGGUUGUCGCCGGAGCUCCGAUACCUCAGCCUUUUCGGCAAUAACUUCUACGGCGACAUUCCGGCAAGUAUUUCUAGAUUAUCAAAGCUUUCAUCGCUUCAAUUACACCAGUGUCCUUUCAAUGGCACUUUUCCUCAGCAAAUCGGUUAUUUAGAAGAUCUGGAAGAAUUAAAUUUGUCUUUUAACAAUUUUACCCCAUCAAGACUACCCCGGAGUUUUAUUCAGUUGAAAAAACUUCGAUUCUUUUACAUGACUGAAACCAACUUGAUCGGAGAGAUACCCGGAAAUUUUUCCGGCAUGCCGGCUCUGGAACUGCUGGAUUUAUCUUCCAAUAACCUGAAUGGAUCAAUACCUAGUGAUUUGUUCUUGUUAAAGAACUUAACCGAAGUUUAUCUUUACUGGAACUAUCUAACAGGUGCAAUCCCGGAUUCGAUUCAAGCAUUGAACAUGCAGGUCAUCGAUCUUUCUGCAAACAAGCUCACCGGAAAAGUCCCCGGAGAUUUCGGGAAUCUAAUGCGGUUAACAAACUUGAGUCUCGAGUUAAAUCAGUUAUCCGGCGAGCUUCCGGCGAGCAUCGGCCGCUUGCCUAGCUUGAACGACAUUCGAAUUUUCACUAACAAUUUCUCCGGUGAACUACCACCGGACUUCGGAAGGUACUCUGAGCUGAAGUUAUUCGAGGUUGACGAAAACCAGUUCACCGGAAGCAUACCGGAGAAUCUGUGUUACAAUGGGAAGCUCAAAGGCUUGGUUGUUUACAGUAACAAUCUUUCAGGCGAGAUACCAAAAUCACUUGAAACUUGUAGCAGUUUGAGGGUUAUUCAAGUUUAUGAUAACCAACUUUCAGGAAAAAUCCCAGAUGGGUUAUGGAACCUUUCAAGCUUGGAGAAGAUGAUGGUGAGUGGUAAUUCAUUUUCUGGCGAGUUGCCCUCGGAAUUGGCGCCAAAAUUAUCAAUACUCGAAAUCAGUAACAACAGGUUUUCUGGUGAGAUACCUACCGGGGUAUCUUCUUGGACAAAUAUGCGGGUUUUCAAAGGAAGUAAUAAUCUAUUCAAUGGUGGAAUUCCUCAAGAUUUAACCGUACUUCCAAAUUUAGCAACUUUAUUGCUCGACGGAAACCAACUCUCCGGCCAACUUCCGGCAAUUAUUGUUUCCUGGAAUUCACUCAACGCUUUGAAUCUCAGUAGAAACCAACUCUCCGGUCAGAUUCCGGCGGGUCUUGGGCUAUUAAAAGUUCUUACAGUACUCGACUUAUCAAAAAACAAUCUCUCUGGUCAAAUACCGGCUCAGCUCGGGCGGCAGCUCGUUUCUCUUGAUCUUUCCGGCAAUAACCUCGCCGGAAACAUCCCGGGUCAGCUCGAUAAUGGUGCCUUCGAGAAAAGCUUCCAAGGAAACCCCGGUCUUUGUUCAAACAAUCCAUUAUUAGGGCUUAAUUCUUGCAGUUCCCGAUCCCAACCCGGACCAUCUAGCAAGAUUUCCAGUAAGACGGUGGCGAUAAUCGGAAGUAUUGCAGCAAUAUUGUUUCUGCUGGCGGUGAUAAUGACCGGAUAUGUCAUCGUUCUUUAUCGGAGAAGAAAACACGGUUUCAAUUCAAAUUGGAAAUUCACUUCUUUUCAAAAAUUAACAUUCACGGAAUCCACUAUUUUGCCUCGUUUGAACGACAACUACAUGAUCGGUCAAGGUGGUUCCGGGAAGGUGUACAAGGUUCCGGUGAACCGUUCCGGCGAUGUGGUGGCAGUAAAGAAGAUCUCAACCAAAAAGGAUUUAGAUUUAAGGCUCGAGAAAGAGUUUUUAGCAGAAGUUGAGAUUUUAAGCAUGAUUCGACACUCAAACAUCGUGAAAUUGAUGGGUCACAUUUCGGGUGACAACUCAAAGCUUCUUGUCUACGAGUACUUAGAGAACCGGAGUUUGGACCGUUGGCUGCACCGAAAGCAGACUCCACCAAGCCGUGGGUUGGCCGGUUCGGUGCGUCAUAUGGUACUUGAUUGGCCUAAAAGGUUGCAUAUAGCACUCGGGGCGGCUCGAGGGUUGUCCUAUAUGCACCAUGAUUGUUGCCCCGCAGUUGUUCAUCGUGAUGUGAAAUCAAGCAACGUGCUUUUAGAUAGUGAAUUCAAUGCAAAGAUUGCAGAUUUUGGGUUAGCCAAGAUCUUAGAGAAAGGCAGUGAGCUCGCUGCAAUGUCAACCGUGGCCGGCUCAUUCGGCUAUAUGGCUCCAGAAUAUGCUCAUACAACAAAAGUAAACGAGAAGAUAGAUGUUUACAGCUUCGGAGUGAUCUUGUUCGAAUUGACAACGGGAAGGGAAGCAAGCAACGGGAACGAGCAUUCAUCGCUAGCGGAAUGGGCUAUGCAACAUGCUUUAGGAAGUGAACCAAUAGAAGAUGUUUUAGACAAAGAUAUUAUGGAGCCCAUGUACAUGAAUGACAUGAGUAGUGUGUUCAAACUCGGGCUAUGGUGCACUAGUAGAUUGCCAACAAAUAGACCCUCCAUGAAGGAAGUAAGCAAGAUGCUACUCCAGUACACUCCGGCUAUGGUGGUUGGGACCCCGAAGAACAAUCAUGAUGUAGUCGAUCAUCUUCCCUUACUCAAGCUUGAAACUGUCUAAAAAUGGUGAUUUUAGACCGUAUAUAAAUAGAUGUGUGUUUUCUAUUGAAAACAUCGAGUUUUGAAAUCACAUACAUGUUGCUGUUAAAAAACGUUUCGAGUUCAUACAAUUCUUAACUGUUAUGAAAUUAGUUUCUAGUUGUUUACGAUCGUUCAGGCUUGAAUACUAUAUAUGAUACUAAAAAUGUAUGUAUACUAUUCAUUAUGACAUUCAACCAUAAAAGUUAUUGAAUUAGGAAUGAGACAUGUUAAUGAGUUAAAAAUUAUAA
Messenger RNA from Lactuca sativa (garden lettuce), 3419 nucleotides. RefSeq lists its product as uncharacterized. The record is from RefSeq and is a predicted model, not a curated record. Gene Ontology annotation, molecular function: receptor serine/threonine kinase binding; protein kinase activity; ATP binding. Gene Ontology annotation, biological process: protein phosphorylation. NCBI's taxonomy places the organism in Eukaryota, Viridiplantae, Streptophyta, Magnoliopsida, Asterales, Asteraceae.